CCGACCCCGCGCGCACGCCCCGCCCCGGCAGGCCCAGGGCCGUGGGGUGUGUCCGAUCGGGCCCGGAGCUGAUCACUCUGGACCCUGCACCCUGGAGCGGGCCGCCGGCCCAGCCUCCGCCGCCGGCCCAUGGAAGGCAGCAGUCCCCCGUCGCCGCAAGAUGCAGUGGAGCUGUCGGUGCUCCAGGGGCUCCUGCCGGAGGAGCCGACGCCUCGCAACGGAGACGUCCAGGUCACCGCUCCCUUCGCGGAGCCACCCCGCGACACCCAGGCCAAGAAGGAGAGCCCGUGGAGAGUCUGUAACAAAAGAUUGUUCGGAAAGUGCAAGCUGUGGAUGGCCCUCGUCUCUCUUCUCGUAGCUGUCAUUAUAAUGACCAUCAUAUACUUAGUUAUUAUUAGAGAGACUUAUAUUGAUGAAGAUGAAUAUGAAAUACCUGAAUUAUCUUCAAACAAAACAUUCUGGGUCUCACUAAAGAUUCCGGAGGAAUGUGCUAGUGAACAAGAGUUGCAGCAACUGCUCUUGGAAAGGCUCACUGAUGUGUACAGUUCAUCACCAGCACUGAGUCGGUAUUUUACUUCAGUUCAACCAGUGGAGGGUGUCAGGGGUGAUAAUUCCACAGUAACCUACCACCUGCUGUUUGGGGUUCCGUCGGAAGACGACAGUUUCAUGGAGUAUAUGAUGAGCGAGGAGCUGGUCUUGGGUGUCCUGCGGCAGAACUUCCACGAUCAGAACAUACCUGGUUGCGAGACUCUGGGCCUUGAUCCGGCAUCUCUUCUACUCUAUGAGUGAAGUGGUGGAUGUGUCUGAAAGCAGCAUUCUGCUGAGUUUUGGAGAUGAGAAGAAUUCGACUUGUUUUAUGGAAAAGAUCCGCGAUUUAUGUAGAAAGACUCAGCACUGAACUGAGAGUGAACUCUCCUUUCCAUCCGAUUUUGCACAGUGUCUAAGUUUGACUCUUUGGCCAGCAAAACAGCACUGACUCCUGCCCCAGCUGGGGAGGUCAGUGUUGACAAAAG
Molecule: messenger RNA, 1013 nt
Organism: Sorex araneus (European shrew)
Lineage: Eukaryota; Metazoa; Chordata; Mammalia; Eulipotyphla; Soricidae
Gene: C2H3orf52
Product: chromosome 2 C3orf52 homolog
Exons: 6
Coding region: 130-789 (219 amino acids)
Source: RefSeq, a predicted model, not a curated record